Molecule: messenger RNA, 11608 nt
Organism: Drosophila ficusphila
Lineage: Eukaryota; Metazoa; Arthropoda; Insecta; Diptera; Drosophilidae
Gene: RhoGEF3
Exons: 16
Coding region: 189-10859 (3556 amino acids)
Cellular component (GO): cytoplasm
Molecular function (GO): guanyl-nucleotide exchange factor activity; protein binding
Source: RefSeq, a predicted model, not a curated record
AAUUCAGUUUGGUUUUGACGUAACGGUCGGAACGUUAGAAAAUCGCGUUAAGUCUCAGUUGUACGGAGGAAGUGUCACUGUAUACAAUAGGGUAUUGGAAGAUACUAAAAACGCAUGACAGGCUUUCGGAAAAAGGAGGCUUAUCAAUCCCGGCCGGUUUUCGUAGAUUUGUGCGUAUUGUAUAAAGGAUGACCACAGAAACUUUUUUGGACUUCACGUAUGAGCGGGGAAAGGUGUCAAAGCGGUCGCUAAGGCCAAAACUAUUAAAAUUGACUGAUGUGACGAUUUCGCAACGCAGUCGGAAAAAGAACAAAGUUAAGACAAAAGACCGCUCAUCUACUUCAGUGCGCGAUAGAAUCUACGAUGAUCCUGCCUACACCGAGGACAUAAGCCACUUGGCAAACCCUAUGCGCCGCAAUAGCAUUUCUGGGAAGCCAUUUUCAGAACCCAAGGGUUGGUUAGAGACUCGCGGCCAAAACUCGUCGAGCAGUCUGUUGACAAAGAACCAAUUGUCCAAGGAGCUCCAUCAAUAUGUGGCCGGAAAGCAGACCAAAGUCAAGGCAGCUUCCGGCAGCACCGCUAUCUGCUUAAAUUACGAGUGCGAUUCAAGCAGCACCGACAAUGAGACGCUGGAGCCAAGCAAGAGCAGCAUGACUCGUCGGGUGCGCAGUCUAGAACGGAGUCUAAUCGCCACGGCCACAGAGAGAAUGGAAAAGAAAGGAACGAAGCGGAACUCAAAGCAGAAGCGGAACCUUAGCCUGGACAACAGACGCCAUCUGUCACCAGGUAAACGGCAACGGGAGGCGGAAGUUGCGGCCAAAGACGUCCACGAAGUUGACAAUCGACCUCGCAAGGACCGUAUUCGAAAGCACUAUGGCGAGGGCCCAAACGUACUAGACGACGGUUACUCUGCCCUUAGCUCGGCACACGACUCUUCCGCCACAGUACCUGCAGAUCCAGCCGUUGACGCAGCAAAAGUUGCUAUUGGCAAACGUUUCCUGCGCGGCGAAAUUGGUAUUAAAAGCUUUAAUUACUAUUUGCUUAAGGAGGGCUUGAAAAGCUCAAAAAAACUGGAGAACAAACAACGAAAUCCGGUUGGUAGUGAAGAGGCACCUCUCAAAUCUGAAAAACGACAUUCCCGUAGCGAGGAGAACAUCUACGAGGAGAUUUUUUUCAAGGAAACCCCUAGCACGUCAACGGGGACGGGCACAGUGACCAGCAUAGCAAUGUCCGGUGCCUCUUUAACGCUCGCCAAAGAUGGUCACGAAAAUCUCGCCGUAACAGGUGCAACUCAGGCACAUGGAAUUAGUCCGUCCAACGACGGAAAUGAAAGAGCUGCUAAUGGUUUUGGAGACUGUGAGAUAUGCAUGGAGCAGUGCAGUAAGGACAAUUGCGAGUACUGCUUGGCACACAUUGGGUCGGCGACUAGAAGCAAGCUAAAGGAGGUGCAUGCAGAGCAACAGAGUUUCACCAACCAGAGGAACCAACAGGAGAGCAAUAUCGAAGCGCGAACAUCGGGUGGUGCUGGGGUCGGAUUGCCGGCGGCUCAUAUUCUAGAGUUUCAGUCAUACAACCCCAAUAAUCCCGGCGUGUACAAAAUCGAGACCACCCCAGUGGCCAUAACAGGCGAUUAUAACCCAAUACUCCAGUUCCAGCAGUCGUCGGCGACUACGUCAACCUCAGCUACCACUACGCCAAGCGAGCAACAUCUGCAGCAACAAAUUUAUGGUGAACUCUAUCUUCCGCACCAGCACCAAAGGCACUACCAGUCAUCUAUAGUUGGCAAUCCGCAGCCGAUUCACUACGCUGUGGGUGGCAGCCUGCUCUUGGCCCAGGUAACGGGGGCUGCACAUGGCUCCGCCACCCCUCCUCGCCGACAACAGCAGCCUCACUUCAUUGUGGGCUACCAUAAUGGGGUUGGGCCGGUCGCGGGCGCAGCUUCAUUGCAGCGACUUAACGCGAAGUCGUCCUCCUCGAGCGACUCGCUGCCCCACCACAAAUACAACACCAUGGCGCGGCUCGAGGCGAAUGUGUUCGCAGCACCGGCUUCUGGAGACCUUUACUAUGCCGUCAGCGGGACGCAGCCGCUGCAUUCGCUGAUGUACGCUUCUAACCGACCCAUUGGGGGAUCCCAGAUCCUGGUAGACCCCUAUGACCCCCAGAUGUACAAGAGCGACUCAAAGGCCUCUAUUCUCAGCGAGUUCUCCCUUCGCAGCAGUGAUAAUUCCCAGCGCUACGCUCGGCAUCCUCAUCGGCGACAUGGCGGGCGCAUCAGUGAUUCGAGUCUCUUUUCAGUGUACUCGACCUCUGGCCAGAGGCGCUACUUUGGUAGCUCGGAGAGCCGGUUCGGUUACGACUGCAGACGCUGCAGUCUAGAUGGGGUCAUCGGAAUGGGCUCUGGGGCAGGAAUAUCCAUGGCCCGUCCCGAUAAGUGCAGCUAUUCCGACAACUGCCGAUACGAGUGCAGAAAUUGCGAUUGUUCGUCAAAUUACUUUAGUUCAGACUUUGACGAUGUGUACGGGUCCAUUGCCCGGAGUGGCAGCAGUGGUAUUCCGCGCAAGACUGCAGCAGGAACACUUCCAUCUAGUGCUCAAGAUGGGCUUAUGGAGCGACUGGAAACCUCGCCGCCAUCUAUGGAGCAUCAGCAAAACCCACCUCCGCUAGAUCUGAAACAGAACAAAUAUGCCCAGGACUUUUUCAAGCAUGUGAACGACGUGAAACGCAGCAUAUAUCAGUCUGAGAUGCAGAGAAACAAUAGCUUGGAAUCUACGAGGCGGGGUUCAAGAAGUGGUAGCAACUCGAACAGCAACACUAAAGCGAGUCCCAAACGCACAUACUCCCAGGAACCCAGGCAAGAGCCUGUAGUGACCACCCUACCCUUGAGCAGGGGCCGACCGGCUGCAGGAUUAAAGCCUACGCCUGCCCCAAGAACCAGUCUGCAGGCUCAGAUUCCACCACCGGAUAGUCCCGCAACGAAAGACCCCACGCUGAGCAAACGCAAAAGUCAAUCGACAACGAGGAGGGAAUAUCCUUCUUUGGACAGACUCGUAGCGUCCUCGACUGGAACUAUUCCCAAGAAGCAUAACAGGACCACGGUGGAUAAUUUGCAAAGCCUAAACCCAAAGGCCAGAUUUUCAGAAGCUCCUAACGUUGAGAAAAAAAAUGCAAAAAUUGAGGAACAGUUGACGUUACCUCUAGCCAAACGACAUAACCGCUCGAGCGGGUCAAAGGCACAUCAGAACACACCUGGUCCCAGUCCUCGCCGGAAAGACAUUCCGGCACCUCCUCCGCCUUCUCCUGCGACCUAUUCCGACCUUCAGGAGUUGAAGGCCAAUAUGGAGGGUCUUCAAGAUGACACCAAGUCGCGAAGCUUGGACAGUGAAUCUAACGAAGUAACUGCAGUUAAAGAUAAGAAAUCAGAGCCAACAAUUUGCGUGAUAGAUGGAAGUGUAGCGGAGACUGAUGACAACGACGUGUUUUACGAUGCUUGCUGCGAGGACUCCGCCGGUAUCACCAUGGCUUUGGAGUCAAGUGUUGUUUUGAAAGAGGAACCGUCGCACACGACGACAUCCAGGCGUCAACAGCGGGAUAUCGAGGCUAAAGAGAACCACAAGGCCGCAAUUGACAACGAAGUGGCGCAAUCUGACGGGAACUUCGAAGCCCCUCCUCCCGUAGCCGCUAUUGCGGGCGGACCGAAAGGAAUUGCCAUCAAUACUGCCAGCUUUGACGCUCAGUCUUCAAAACGAGCGCUCGGGAGCUCGGCUGAAGUGAACAGCCAACUGGACUCGCGCACGGGCAUGGGCACGGGCCCCCCUUUCCCGUUCCCGCGCACACGCCCCCCUACGCACCAGCUACCGCCCGAUUCCGUGGACUCGACUGUGGGGGAAGGCGGCGAAAGGACAAGCAAAACAAAAGACAGCAAGAAGGUCCGAGCGGAAGUUGUCCCCAGGCAACAUGUUGGUCCAACAUGUUCGGAGGGGCAGGGCACUCUCUCGCCAGCAACAAAUGUUGCUCGCGGAAUCUCACCAACAACCAACGCUGGCAAAAAGAGCGCCAGCAACAGCGCUGUGGAGCUGGAGAUUAGUUGCAAGACGGGCAACACGGAUAGCGCAACGCCAGCGGUGGCGCACAGCGAUCAGACAUACGAAGAACCUCUUUGUGCCACAUCUACAGAAAAUAAAACGCAGCCGAAACCACGGACACGGCAGGACUUCGCCUGCCUCGAUUCCAGCGAGGCACAGUCGGACGAUAGUCACCUUACACGCGAUUCCAUUACUCGGGAGUCCCAAAACGAUGAGCUUUCUUCCUCGACUCUCGAAAAACUAGACGUGAGCACUCUACCGCUUCCCGCUCUACCCAAGCGGCGUCGCACUCGCUCUCGCACCAGUCCCUCAAAGCAUCUGUAUCAGCGGCAGCAGCACCAGCAGCAACAGCAACAGCAGCAGCAGCAACAGCAACAGCAGCGUCAUGAAGCCGUCGAAGAUGUCAGAGCUGUGGAUGAAUCGCCCACAGCAGCAGUCCAACAGAAACAGCAACUACAGCUCAAGCCACGACACCGAGCAGUCACUCCGGAGUCGCAAAUUCCAGACUUAAGUGCGCCGAAUAGCAACGAAGCCACUUCGCAGCAGGAGCAAGCACAUACACAACAGCAGCAGCAGCAGCAGACACACCUUUCCGCCUUUCAGCAGUACGUCGCCAAGCGACGAGAAAGUCUUGAGGCAUCCAACCGCUGUUUCAACGAGAAGCUGGAGGCGCGCAGAAUGCACUACCACAUGGGGGGCAGUGGCAGUGGCAGCAGUAUCAAUGGAAGCCCUGCCGCCACCCAUUUGACGAUCUCAACCGGUCCCAGCGAAGUGCCGACAUAUCUUUUUGGGGAACACGUCCACGUGGUUCCCGGCUCAGGUCGAAAGCCGUUAUCGCCCGCCGCCAACAAGGAGGAAAUAUUUUUGAACAAGUCUGGUUGGGUGCAAGUCAACACGAAGCUUGGGAGGGGAAACAAGGAUAACAACUAUGGAGGCUAUCGCCUUCUCAACUAUGGGCAACAGAAUGGGGGACAGGUUCUUCCUGACAAUGGACGUGGGCGAAGUGCGGCUUGGGCCGUUCAUCCGGAUCACGGACGUCGCCUGGACCUGGCACGCCAGUCAUUUGUACAACAGCAUCAGCAGCAGCAGCAGCGUUCUAACGUAAGCAUGGCUCAGCCAAAGUUUGUCGGCUCCAAGGUGGAGGAGCUUAUCCAAAGAAAUGAAGCAAGAGUUAUCGGCUACACAGCACGGGAUCCUGCACUCCGACCGGGCUACCGAAUCCUCGAUCCCCAACUGGCAAACAUCCUUAACGAGCGACCAGGCUUUCUGCCAGUGAAGAAUAACGAGGUGGACUCCCCCAUCACACCAAUUCUAUCGCCCCCACCCGCUUUCCAGGACAACAGCCGGAGUCUGCGGCAUCAGGACCGUCGCAAACCAGUUCGACAACAGGGUCCCCUGCCAUCGACUGUGCCCCUCCAACCGCAAUCCCAGUUUGACUCCCAGAAUGCCAAUGCAGUUUCCGCAAAGGGAAUGGUUUUCUCUCGCAGUUUUGAGUAUGACACGCGGCGUCCUACACCCACGGACAGCUAUGUAGAGACGUUUUCCCGCAGCUUUGACGGAAACCUGUCGGAGCGCCCGCUAAACCUGGCCGUUUUGGCGGGUUAUCGGUCGCCAAACUUCAGCACCCUUACUGGCAACUCCCCCAACUAUCUAACGAAGCGGGAAAGCGGCGGUGGUAGCAGUGGGUCCCUCAGGAGCCGCGACAGCUCGCCGAAAUAUCUUCACCCACAGGCUACAACGGGUUACUUGAAUGCCGCUGUGAAGGAGUCGCCGCCCGUCAGUAACAUGGUUUCCAGCAAUCAGGCCAAGUAUUCUCCGCGCUCCAGACAUGAACGGAGUUCUGAACGUUCAAAGAGCCACGUCCUCGGGCGUUCUCGUAAGUCGCAGUUUGGCCGAGUGGCUAGCGCCGGACCUCCGCCAAAGCAGUCGAACCUCAGCAAUUAUGGAGUCUCGCGCUUUAGAAGCUUCGAUACGUCCAAGAGCCAGCGACUGAAUUCCUGUGACAGUGGCGCGAGAUCAGAUCUUUCCAAUGACGAGCUAGACAACGAGGAUGGCGGACUGAACGAGUUUCUUUCUGCCGACAACCACAAAUUUGGCAAAGUCGGAACAAGUAUUGUCAACAUCUCGCCAUUCAAGGUUCAGCGCCAGCGGUCUCUAACUCCAGAUCGUAACGAGUCCCAAAGCUCAUCUAGCAGUUUGAGAAAGCAAAGAUCGCUCACCCCCGAAUCCCGGUCCUUGACUCCCGACGAACGGCGCAAGAAGGGUUCACAGCUCUCCUUAAGCAGCUCCCGUCAGAACUCUAACUCAAGGAGCAGCGCAUUAGAGGCCCGACAACGGCACGAGGACAAGAUGCCACUUAAUAUAUCGCGCAGCUCCUCCAGCUCCAGUUACAGUGGAGGCGACACCCGGGAGCCCCCUAAUGCUAUCACCAGCUCGACAGUAACGAACUCGGUAGCUGUUUCUGGAAGUGCUUCCACCACCAAUCGACGAACGAUAUCCGCUAAACAAGCGGAGCAGGAGCACCGCAUUCGACGAUCGAGAUCGUUGCAGCUAACCGAGCGCUCUCCAAAUCGAACGCACAAAUCUAUUGCUAACGUAGGGACUGUUGUAUCCACCCAGCAGCAGAAACAGAAUCAGGCUUCAGGCGCCGUUCACCAGCAGACCCGCUUGUCAGGCGGAGGAGGAGGAGUCUUUCCUCCCACCAUUCGUGCUCCUUCAACGGGGCAUGCCAACACGCCUGCACCGGCCAGCAACUCUGUGCGAAUGCGUCAAAACGAAGUGGAUAAGGCGCGAUCUUUCGACUUUGACUUCAACUCAUACCACCGCAGUGAGGGGGCAAAAGGCUCGGCACGAUCCGGGCUCACAAGUGGCAGCGGAGGGGACAGCUGCAGCAACCUGAACGAUCGUUCGAAGAGGGAGCCGAGCUCCUUCGACGACGACUUCUGUGGCGUAGUGCUGAACAACAACGCCAGUAAUGGCAGUAAUGUAAGCGGACUGCGUCUCUUGCAGUCUGCCACCGACUCCGUACACGUGUCGUUGGGCUCUACGUCCGCUUCUCGCCUGCGCAAAUCUAAUUCGCCCGUUAACGCCUCCAACGUGGAAGCCUCCCGAUCACCUCAAUCAUCGGGAUCCUCGACUAACAACCUCCACCCGCCGUCAAGGCAGUCGGGAAGCCCCCAGAGCUACGGAACUCGCUUGUGCGACCACGAACUGACGUACGAAAUGCUGCGAAAGUCGCCGAUCAUGAACUUUCGCCGAGAGGACAGUAGUGACUACGACCUGCCUGUGUUGCUGCGAAACCGAGAGACAAUCAACUCCGGCGGCAACAGCGAGCUCAAUUUUAUGAGCAACGAAACGCGAAUUUAUGAGCACCCGACAACUGUGCUAAAGCCGCAGCGCUCCCAGCGCCAAAGCCCAGGGUCACGGGAUGACCCUCCCCUGGAGGUCGCGGUCGGGGUGGGCGGCGACUUCACGUACAGACAGCAGGCACCCCAACCGCGUGGCAGCAACAGCAGUAACGUAGAAACCCCAAUAACGGCAACCACAAAAAGCUGCAGCAAAACCUUGGAAACCUGCUACUAUUGGCCUCGCUGCGCAGCCUGCCAGAAAAACAGGGAUCCGGGAGGAACGAAGAGAGACCAGCCAGUGCCCGGUGUGUCUAUUAGCGAGCUGGAGCCUUUAAAACCCCACGUCACCUCUGUGAGCGUUAACAAAGGCAUUGCGGUCCUGGGCGCAAGGCGUCGCAGUUCCAGUCCAUCAUGGACAUUCUUGUGUAGCGGUAUCGCGGAUAUUGACCAUCCUAUCAAACAGACGGAAGCCGAGGAGCGAGUGCCCAAAGUGCUGGCAGAAGAAAUUGUGCGCAGAAACAUCCAGAGGGGGCAGGAAGAGCGCCCGAAAGAUGUAAGCGUCAAGUGCCGCAGGAGGAAGCGCAGUCGGUCUCUGCCAAGUUUGAUAAUGAGAGGACCUCGAAUUGUGGGGAAGCCCAAAACUGGACAACUCGCAAUAAAGACGGGCAGUGGAUCUGCUGUGGGUUUGUCGCAGCAGAUGAGAGCCGUCUCUAGUCCCGCGCUGUCAGAACCCCUCUUGGAGGCACUGCCCCAGCAGCCCCUAAAGAGCUCGGAUGUGACUGUCACAAACAGCAAUGGCGGAAGUAGAGGCAUUGUCAGUGUCGGUAGUGGUGGUCUCGGUGUCUUGCAGAAAUUUAAGCGCACUCUGAACAAAAUGCACCUUACUCAGCUGCCAUCGGAGGCAACAGGCAGCAAUCCGCCAAGGGCCAAGACAUCGCCCAUAGCACCAACCGUAUCUAUCACAGCUCCGGCAACAGUGACGAUAGCCAGCGAGCCUCAUACAGAUGGCGGCGAUGGGAGCUCCAAUAAAUACCGAUUUGGGCCCCUUAUUUGGCGCACUUCCAAGGAGCGGCGCAAAACGAAGUACAACCGACGCGACAAAUGUAACUCCGGAGACUCGGGCAUUCAGAUAGAGCUCGAUCAGGAUGAGCACUACUCGCGUGUAUUGGCGGUCAGCAGCCAGGGAGAAGCCGCUCCUGCUUCUGCCGCUGGGAACACAAGUGCCGCGGGCGCGAGUGUGCGAACAAUCCGACGUACCAAUUCAGCAAAGGCGAGCAGCAUUUUAGGAGCCUUUGCGGUGAAUACCAAAAACGAUCUUCAACAAAGCACGGGCGAGUCUGACAAAAUGGAACGCGAAGCUCCCGAGUCUCUGCCCACGCGAUCGCUAAGCCAACCCAAUGGCUUGGAGUCUUACGGCAUGGGGCGCCUAAAUCUUGACGACAGCGACAGUGACAGUGUCGCGUCGAACGAGGAUGCUGUCAGCUACUACCCAAACAUCUAUGCAGAAGUACUCUAUAACUUCACGGCCGGCGGGCCUCAGGAGCUGGGUCUGGAGCGGGGAAUGCUCAUCGAAAUAUUGCGCAAGGAAGUCGGACCCUGGUGGUUUGGUCGGAUUAAGAAAGAGGCGACCAAUCUCGUGGAGGAUAUAUUGGAUCCUGAACUGGGCUGGUUCCCGAAAGAGUUCGUUCGCAUCAUUCACUGUCCUCAGACGGACAUUUUCUUUAAUGCCCACAGGGCUGCCGCUGCUGAAGCGGAGGCUGAACAGGCUAAAUCUUGUGGAGAAGAAGGGAGCAUUCCUGUUCCCGUUGCGGCGUUCCCUGGUGACACAGACGUCACCGUCACCACGGACCAAAGCAACGUCACUCUUAUUGUUAUUGAAUCGCCGCCAAAUCCGCUGAGAGCCUCUGAUGCCGACCGUAGUGCCCAACUGGAUCAUAUUACAAUUCUGCGCCGAAGUGCUGUCCGCGAACUACUUGAUACGGAAGUCAAUUAUGUCAAACUCCUGGCAGCCAUUUGUGAUGGGUAUCUGCCAGCCAUGAGCAAGCGCAUCGAUAUAUUUUCGCCAAACAGUAUUCGUUUGAUCUUUUCCAACAUAACGGCCAUUUACAAGUUCCAGCGAAAAUUUUUAGAGGCCUUGCAGCGUGGAGUCGAGCAAAAUCAGAUAGCUAAAGUUUUUCUUAAAAUGCACAAGGGUUUUUUAUGCUACUCAACCUACUGCAACGCCUAUCCCCGAGCGCUUAUUGAACUUGAGACUUAUGACCGCGUAAAAGACGCCCGUACCAUCCUGGAGAACUGCCGCGAGUCCAAAAACUUGGCCGAACUUCCACUCUCCGCCCACCUCCUGGCCCCAGUGCAACGCAUCUGCCGCUAUCCCCUGCACCUAAACGAGAUUAUCAAGUCAGCAUUAGAAAACGCGAGUAAGAAAUCGGGUACAAUAGAUGAUUACGCCAAGACAACUGCCGAGGACUAUGAAAAGUUUGACGUCAGUGAGCUUGACAUACCUGAUACGCAGGAAACUGUUAAUUUGGCGCUAGAGGCAAUGCGCGGCAUUACAGAAGCGGUCAAUGAAGGAAAACGCCACAGCGAGACGAUUGCAAGGCACCAAGCCAGCUUCCAAAACUUUAAAGGGCCCCCUCUGCACUUGCACAGUGCUCGCUUUUUCCUGCAGGUCGAUGCUACGCGGCAAAAACAAAAUCUGUGGAACAGCAGCUACACUCUAUUCCUUUUCGAUAACCAGCUGAUAUACUGCAAGCGUGAUAUUAUCAAGCGCAGUCACUUCAUCUACAAAGGACGUAUUUUCCUGGACCGGUGUCGCGUGGUCAACGUAAGGGACGGAAAGAUGUUUGGACACACCAUCAAGAAUUCGUUACGGUUAUAUUGUGAAUCGCGCGACAAAUGGUACGAUUUUAGCUUCCGGUCGGCAAACCGCAAGCACCGCUUUCUCAACACCCUCGCUCUAGAGCGUCAAUUUGGCGGCAAAGCCCUAUAUGUGUCGGAAAUGACUGGUUUUGAAUACAACUACGAGGAGCGACCGGGCGACUUUUCGGACCAGUCUGAUUACGAAGCGCAGGACUUUGAAGUCGCCACGGGAGCCACAUCUGCCAGUGGUGAAAGCUCUGUGCCGGACUCUCCGGCCAAAUUGACGUCGCGCCUGUGCGAGACGCUGCCCAAAAAAUCCCUAUCCAGAGAUGGCAUAUCUAGCGCUGACAACUCUCAAAUAUUGUCCAGCACAUCAACAGGAUCCCUGGGAAGACGCCAUUUCGGCAUCUGGUUCCGUAAACCAAAGAGCGCCAAUUGCACACCCAGUCAGUCGCCGACGCAUAAGCCAGGCUUCGACGCAGAUGCGACGCUGACGGAAGCUCGGGUGGCUGCCAUGGAACUAGCCGAAGCUGCGGCAGCGCUUGUGCCAACAGACAGUUCGUCCGCGUAAAUUCUCCACUUAGAAGCGAAUAGAAUCGAAAUAACACAGCAUACAACAUACAAGAUAUGUUACAAGCGAAUGUACCCAUACAUAAAAUACAUGGUUAAAAAUGUUUGUUAUACUAAUAUUAGAUCGCCUCCUAACACAGUAACAGAUAAUCAAAUGAGUGUUACUUUCUUAUUCAAUUGACUUUAGCGUUAUCCUUUUUUUUAACAUAAAAUUAUAUUUGUUUUUGUUGUAAACUAUUUGCCGUUUAAAUUCGCAGGGUUUGUAGACAACCAAACAUUCUUGGUGUAAAAAAAUUCUAGACAGAAAAUAUAUAAUGUACGUGUACUUCUGGCAUUUGAAUGCGGUUUUAUAUAUGUAUGUCGCCGACUGCUAGUCUAAAAACCCUAUUACCUGUCCUUAUACUUGUAAACUUAGGUUACGUGAUAAAUCGAUAAUAAAUUCCCGCAAACUAAUUUACCACUUCGGUUUGUAAACCCUAAUUCGCUUGAAGACCUCCAAAACCCUUCAAGCUGCAUAUAAAAAAACUACCCACACGUAGUAGUUACUUUACAUAUGAUACAUUUUAACAAGAUUUCGAUACUGUGCUUAUUUAACGAAUGGUUUUUGACAUGGUAUUUGUUACUGUUUUUGUUGGGCCAAUCGACCGUUAGCACAUAUAUCGUUAAAAAUGUUAACCAUACCUAUUAUUGACCGAAACAUAUUAAUAAAAGUCGUAGAGUAUUAAUAAAGAAAAAAAACAAAACAUAAUC